This is a messenger RNA of Saprolegnia diclina VS20, 1027 nucleotides long. RefSeq lists its product as hypothetical. The transcript is spliced from 3 exons. Lineage: Eukaryota; Oomycota; Saprolegniomycetes; Saprolegniales; Saprolegniaceae. The record is from RefSeq and is a predicted model, not a curated record. The coding region runs from base 124 to 969 and encodes 281 amino acids. Gene Ontology annotation, cellular component: cyclin/CDK positive transcription elongation factor complex; nucleus. Gene Ontology annotation, molecular function: cyclin-dependent protein serine/threonine kinase activator activity. Gene Ontology annotation, biological process: positive regulation of DNA-templated transcription, elongation; regulation of transcription by RNA polymerase II.
GGCGGACUACGUUCAAAUUGGCAGCAGCUUGGGAGGUGCGCAAGGACGAGCGCCCGCCGACGAACCCAGGAGACGGUGACGGUACGUGGCAUCAUCGGACGUCGAGACAAUCUCUUCCUGUACAUGUGGAUCUUCUCGGAGCAAGAGCUCAUGGACAGUCCGUCGCGCCGGGACGGCGUCCCGCGCCAUACCAUGGACUUGUACCGCAUCCGCUGCUGCGAGUUCAUCGAGAAGAUGGGCGCGAUCUUUCGCCUCCCGCCCCUGUCUAUAGCUAGCGGCAAGAUCUUCUUCCACCGCUUCUUCGCCGUCCAGUCCUACAAGGCCUACGACGCCUGGCGCAUCGCGGCCACGUGUCUCUUCCUCGCGGCCAAAGUCGAAGAGCAUUACAUGAAGAUCCCCGAUUACACAAAGCACUACCUCGCUCAGCGCAAGAAGCUCACACACGACGCCAAGCUGCCCGAGAGCAUCCGACCGAUCAUGCCGACGAACCCGACGGUCGAGGCCGAGACCGAAACCAUCCUCUUCACCGAGUGCAUCCUCCUCCAUGUGCUUGCGUACGACCUCAACGUCAUACACCCGUACACGUUCGUGGCAGACUUUGUCGCAGCCGCUCUGAACGCAGCGGGUGCGGUCUCGGACGCCAACACCAAGGCCUUGAAAAAGGCCGCGUGGAGCUUCAUCAACGACACAUCCAAGAGCACUGUGUGCUUACGCUACAAGCCGCGCCAUAUUGCCGCCGUCGCCGUCUACCUCGCGGGCUGCUACGAAACCCUGUGGCCCACGGGCUCGUUGGCGCCGGACGGGACGCCGUGGUCGACGCUUCUGAGUGUGCCCGACGACGUUCUCCGAGGUUCGGUGGUGAUGGUUCUAACGACCUACAGCCGCGUCGAGUACCACAAGAACCGGCCGCUGGUCCCCGGCAUCCAGCGACUCCUCGAGACCAACAGCAUUCCCAAGCACUCGCAAUAAUGCAAUAGUAUACACCUAGUCCCAUCACAAACGUGUAAACCCUAGCCUUCGUCGUGCA